CUUCUAGGUGUAUCUCGUAUACCGUGACUCUCAAAGCGACGCGAGGAUCGUCGUCUGUCACUUUUUGCGGCUUACGCAGCGUCGAUGUUUACACGCGAUAUGUCAAAUCGAUACCCCGCGCGCGCGCGCACGUGUUGCAUGCUUAAAUACGCGAGUUUGUGAUUAACGAAAAAUUCCGAAGGUGCUCGCGUGACACAUAGUGUUCGACUCUGCAUUUCGCUCGUGUUCUCGCGAUUGACGGAGCGCGUCGAAAAAGAGAAGCGAUGCCGGUAAAGUAAACGACAGUUUCAACUGACUUCGCGAAUCGACUUCCGCGGUCCAGGAGAGGGGGAAAGGAAUAAGCGUCCUUGGGGAAAGGAAGAGUUCUCGCGCGUAGAUCGCGAGGUCUAUGGGAUACAACGUCGUCCACCGGGAGAUGAUACGCACGAGGGAGGAACUGGCGAGGGAGAAACUGGGCUUCGACGGCAUCGACGAACAGCACGCGAUCAUGAACAACAUGGUAGACGCGAGGGCCUGUUACAAGCCUAGCGGCAAAUAAGCGCAACGUGAGAGAACGACUUGUGUAGUUGGUUGCAAUAUUAUCCACAUCUCUUGUCUCUUUUUUUCUCUCUUUUUUUUCCUUCCUCCCUUCCUCUUUUCCUUUUCUCUCUCUCUAUCUCUCUACCUCUUCAACCACCUGCACAUGCAUGGGUCCCGGCUUGUCGAUUACCGUGUCCCCGUUGUGCACUGGCGACGAUCGUCUCACCGCGCACGUGUACUCGUCGAGCAUCGGCUGUCUUCAGUACCCGAUUAACGUCAAACAUGACCAACAAUAAGCAGUCGUGGUUCCGCGGCGUUCGAAGCAGCAAAUUUCGACACGUUUACGGUGUACCAGCCAAGAGGGAGAAAUGCUACGACAAUAUCAAGAUCACGAAGAACGCCCACGAUUCGCAAUUCUGUGCCGUAAAUCCGAAAUUCCUGGCCGUUGUGACGGAGGUUGCAGGUGGUGGAGCGUUCCUGGUAUUAUCGUUGGAUCGUACCGGACGACUCGACUUCAAUGCCAGUCGAGUAACUGGACAUACCGGUCCCGUUUUGGACAUCAAGUGGAAUCCAUUCAAUGACAAUAUCAUUGCAUCCUGUUCUGAUGAUUGCACUAUAAAAUUAUGGCAUAUACCCGAUGGCGGAUUGUCGAGAAACUUGACUGAAUGGUUCGUGGAGUUGCAAGGACACAAACGACGCGUCGCUUAUAUCGAAUGGCAUCCGGUAGCAGAGAACGUACUCUUCAGCGCCGGCUUCGAUCAUCUUGUUAUCGUGUGGGAUGUAAACAGAUGCGAGGCAGUGAGCGUCAUUGACAGGCAUCCCGAUGUGAUCUACAGUAUAUCCUUGAAUCGUGAUGGCAGUUUGUUGGCAACCACAUGCAAGGAUAAGAAAUUGCGCGUUUUCGAACCAAGGUCCGGUAUCGUCGUUUCGGAAGGAGUAUGUCAUGCCGGUACAAAAGCGAGUAAGGUUGUAUUCCUCGGUAGUUCUGGACGUCUCUUGACUACUGGAUUUAGCAGACAUUCGGAUCGGCAGUACGCAAUAUGGAGUCAACAUGAUCUAACUGUCCCAUUGAUAUGUGAAACAAUAGAUUCCUCGAGUGGGGUGGUCUUUCCGUUUUACGAUAAUGAUACCAACAUGGUAUUCUUAGCAGGAAAGGGUGAUGGUAAUAUUCGAUAUUACGAAGUAGUUAACGAAGCGCCUUGGAUGCAUUAUCUUAGUCAAUUUAUAUCUGGGAAUCCUCAGAGAGGAUUAGGAGUAAUGCCAAAAAGGGGCAUCAAUACCGCUAUAUGUGAAGUGUUUAGAUUCUACAAGCUGCACGCGACUCGCGGAAUGUGUGAGCCAAUCUCGAUGAUAGUACCUCGAAAGAGUGAUCAAUUCCAAGAAGAUUUAUAUCCUGACACAAUCGGAACGUGUCCCGCACUGUCGGCUAGAGACUGGAUCAGCGGCAUGAAUAAUCCGCCAAUCUUAAUCUCUCUUAAAACAGGUGGAAGCAUCUCGACGCAUAAACCACGAAUAUAUAAACCACCGCAAUUACCUCCGUCCACCGAUCUGAAUAACAAGAAGAAAUUCGCGUUUCUGUCUACGGAAACCAUACCAGAUUAUAGACCGGUGGAAUUACACGACAUGUCGGAAAAAAGUCAAAAGACAUCCAGUAAUCAAAGCACAAAGUUUCAGCAACUACAGCAAAAAUUUGGAAAUGUUGCUAUGCAGAAGAAUAUUAUAUCGUCUCCGCUUAAUGACAAUAAAGUUAUGGAGACUGUGGAUGUUCCAAACAAUGAGGCGGAACUUCGAUUAGCGUUUGCUCGACAAACCGAUGAAUUAAGGCUGGUACGACGGCAGCUCGCUAAUAGUCAACUGCGUGUCAAGGAAUUAGAGGACCAAAUACGAAAAUUACAACGCCAAUAAAGCUUACAAGUAACAGUUACAGCAAGUUCGCUUCGACACUGGCUUUAAAUAAGACUCUCGCACAGCUUUACUGCUAAACUAUGGUUAGCGAUCGGUUACUUAAAAUCUAUAAAAUAUAUGUGCAUUGCUAACAAUUUAGAGAAGAAGCCUAAGCUUUUGAGAAAUUUUUACCAACAUGCUUGGGAUACUUUAAUUCUACAAUGAUAUUUAUACAUACAAAAAUAUAUUCGCACAGAAUAAUUUUGACUGACUUUUUCGUUAGUCUACAAUUUUUAUGUAGGAUAAAACUUGUCGCGUUGAUAUUGAUACCACAAGGGAUCAGAAAACAUUUGUUAUGUGAAAAUUGUACCUGUUCACACAUAGCUGGAUGCGUAAGUUGGAUAUAUGUACAUGUAUCCACAUAAAGAUUUGUACAUGAUUAAAAAAUUAAGGAAAGCACAGUAUUUUUAGACGAAUGAAUAAUUCAUAUAUAUUAUUUCAAUUUUAUUGACACAUUGCAUUUUUGCUGAGAACAAUAUGUUGGUACUAGUCUAUUAAUCAGUUGUUUAUUUUUUCUUAUUUUAUGUUUAUU
Messenger RNA from Camponotus floridanus (Florida carpenter ant), 2995 nucleotides. RefSeq names its product coronin-2B. Gene Ontology annotation, biological process: actin filament organization. The transcript has 10 exons. Gene Ontology annotation, molecular function: actin filament binding. Bases 802 to 2424 code for a protein of 540 amino acids. The record is from RefSeq and is a predicted model, not a curated record. NCBI's taxonomy places the organism in Eukaryota, Metazoa, Arthropoda, Insecta, Hymenoptera, Formicidae.